AUGGCGGAUCAGAAUGUCGCCGCUCUUCUCGCUGCCCUGAGUACGUUUCCCCCCCCCCCCCCUCUUGAAUUAGUUACCUCUUCUUUGUUGCCAUCCCUCCCGACCCUGCCUGCCCUGCUCUAGAUUCUCCUCGUGCUAAUCGGAGGUCUCCUUCCGAUCUUACAGCAAGCGCACAGCGACCCCCCGGAUCCCAGGGAGGACCGCCAUUGCCGCAAGGUGGCCCCGCGGGAUACGCUGGAAUUCCCGCAGGUCUGACCGGUCAGCCGCCUUCGCAAUCCGUGACCUCCCCUCCGCUUGGCUACUCUCUGCCGCAGCCAUCUGCAUCAGGUUCCCUCGACCUCAGCAAUAUCAAACCUACAACAUCCGGGAAGGUAUCUCUAGAUGACGCACUCGCGCGAGCAAAGGCUAGAGCUGCCGAGAUGGGGAUCCAACCCACUUACCGGGAGCAAGCACGUGAGUUUCAUUUUUUCAUUUUUUUUUCUUCUUCUUCUUUCACAUCUCAUUUUUUCAUCUGCCCCUCCCCUACUGGCUUCUCCAUGUGACGGAGGGAGUUGCUUAUGCCACUGUGUAUUUAGCCACACGCUACGAAGACCCACGAUCAAGAUACGGUUCCCGUCGUUCCCGAUCCCGCACUCGCUCCCCGCCCUCCCGUCGUGGCGGUGAACCCUUCAGAGAUGCUUACAACCCCUUCCGCGACGAGCGUCGUGCGCGCGCUAGCGCCGAGUACGGUAUGCGCGAGCGGGAGCGUUCUUACAGUCCACCACGGCGGGGCGGUCCGCCUGGGGCUGGCGCGGGAAAUCCUUAUUCCCCGCCUCCGGCGCGAGCAGAGAGGUACAGCGGCAGUCAUAGGGCGCGCUCGCCACCUCCGGAUGCCGAACAGAUGAACAUUGAAUCGUCGCUUGUUGGACUAAUCAUCGGUCGCGGUGGGGAGACCCUGAGGCGUGUGGAGCAGGAGACGGGAGCUCGAGUCCAAUUCCUCACAAACGGCCAGGAUCGGGACAGUGGUGGCGAACGGGUCUGCAAUAUCCAAGGCACACGCCCGCAAAUUGGGGCCGCAAGGAGAGCCAUAGAGCAAAUUAUCGCGGAGAAUGGUCCAUCCGGAGGCGGAUUGGGAGGCCCUUCCGGAGGUGCCAGUGGUCGGGGGAAAUUUGGUGGAAGCGGAGGUCAGCCCAACUUGCGAGACGGAGGUUUGUCUGCGGUUCCUCUUGGCGACAGUGGUAGCAAGAAAUAUCUUUCUCUCCUUUUGCCGUUUUAUCCUUUUUUUUUUCUUUUUUCUCCCCUUUUCCUUUUCCUUCCCUAGCUAUCCUAUUCUUUUUUCUUGAUCUUGAUAAAACCAUCCUGCUCGCCAAGAGGAUCUUUUUUGAUAAUCGCGGAAUUAGCUCUGUGCCGUCUUUUUUCGAAAAAGAAAAAAAGAAAAACUCAACUUUUUUGUUGAUUUUGAACUCUUAUACUGACUGAGUUCCCCUUGGGGAGUCAGAAGAUAGCAUACAGAUACUUGUGCCCGAUAGAACUGUUGGCUUGAUAAUUGGUCGUGGCGGCGAAACAAUUCGCGACAUUCAGGACAAGUCCGGUUGCCACGUUAACAUUGUUGGCGAGGCAAAGAGUCAGAAUGGCCAACGCCCCGUUAACCUUAUUGGGUCGCCCCAGGCGGCGGAGGAUGCAAAACGGCUGAUAAUGGAAAUUGUCGAAAGCGAUAAUGCGGGUACUGGACCACCGCCCGGAAUGUCAAGGCCCGAGCGGGGUGGGGCACCUGGUGGUGGGGGUGGAGGCGGAGGUGGCGGGUAUUAUAGUGGACAUGGCGAUAACGGCGGAGGCGGUGGGGGAGGGCGUGGUGGGGGAGGUGGAUCGGAAGGGAGAUUAACUGAAACCAUCAGGGUUCCUAUAGAUGCUGUUGGCAUGAUUAUUGGGAAAGGUCCUUCAUCUUUAUCCAUCCUAUAUCUCCUGAGUCACUAAUGAAAACUAGGUGGAGAAACAAUUAAAGAGAUGCAAUCCUCGACCGGCUGUCGUAUCAAUGUCUCUAGUCAAUUUCAGCAAGGUGACCCUGAACGCGAAAUUGCCCUAGCAGGGACCCGCGAAGCAAUCGCCCGCGCACGCAUCGCAAUCGAAGAAAAAGUCGAAUCAUCCGUACUUCCCCUCCCCCCCUCUCAUCCCGCACACUAACAACUGCGCAGACACGCAGCGCCCCCCCAGCCCGCCCCGGCCACUUCUCUACUCCCUCCGACCAACAGCAGCAGUCUCAACAGCCCACUUGGCCAACCUACGCUCUCUCACAGCCCUCCUCAAACUCUCCUCCCGCCCUAUCAACUUCAAACACUGCCGCCACCACCGCGGCCACUGGUGUAGGGGGAGCACCACCGGGCGUCGCUGGUGCAGCCCAGGAUGAUCCGUACGCCCCGUACGGCGGGUAUCAGGCCUACUGCACGAUGUAUUACGCUGUGAUGAUGCAACAACAACAGCAGCAAUCGCAGGGUGGUGCUGCCCCAGGCACUUAG
This is a messenger RNA of Tuber aestivum (summer truffle), 2492 nucleotides long. NCBI's taxonomy places the organism in Eukaryota, Fungi, Ascomycota, Pezizomycetes, Pezizales, Tuberaceae. The record is from the annotation of a GenBank genome assembly.